This is a messenger RNA of Lepus europaeus (European hare), 2208 nucleotides long. It is a transcript of the gene HOXC8, whose product is annotated as homeobox C8. The coding region runs from base 33 to 761 and encodes 242 amino acids. The record is from RefSeq and is a predicted model, not a curated record. NCBI's taxonomy places the organism in Eukaryota, Metazoa, Chordata, Mammalia, Lagomorpha, Leporidae. Gene Ontology annotation, biological process: regulation of transcription by RNA polymerase II. Gene Ontology annotation, molecular function: DNA-binding transcription factor activity, RNA polymerase II-specific; RNA polymerase II transcription regulatory region sequence-specific DNA binding. The transcript has 2 exons. Gene Ontology annotation, cellular component: nucleus.
GGGAGGGGGCCGCGGGGUUUCAUGUACCCAGCAUGAGUUCCUACUUCGUCAACCCCCUGUUCUCCAAAUACAAAGGCGGCGAGUCCCUGGAGCCGGCCUAUUACGACUGCCGGUUCCCGCAGAGCGUGGGCAGGAGCCAUGCGCUGGUGUACGGGCCCGGCGGCUCGGCGCCCGGCUUCCAGCACGCCUCGCACCACGUCCAAGACUUCUUCCACCACGGCACCUCCGGCAUCUCCAACUCGGGCUACCAGCAGAACCCGUGCUCGCUCAGCUGCCACGGAGACGCCUCCAAAUUCUAUGGCUACGAGGCGCUCCCUAGACAGUCCCUUUAUGGGGCUCAGCAAGAGGCGAGCGUGGUGCAAUAUCCCGACUGUAAAUCCUCGGCCAACACUAACAGUAGCGAAGGACAAGGCCACUUAAAUCAAAACUCGUCUCCCAGCCUCAUGUUUCCAUGGAUGAGACCCCACGCUCCGGGGCGGCGCAGUGGCCGGCAGACUUACAGCCGCUAUCAGACCUUGGAACUAGAGAAGGAGUUUCUCUUUAAUCCGUAUUUGACACGGAAACGCCGGAUAGAGGUGUCUCACGCCCUGGGACUGACCGAGAGGCAAGUGAAGAUCUGGUUCCAGAACCGACGGAUGAAGUGGAAAAAAGAAAACAACAAGGAUAAACUGCCCGGAGCCCGGGAUGAGGAGAAGGUGGAGGAGGAAGGGAACGAGGAAGAGGAGAAAGAAGAGGAAGAAAAAGAAGAGAACAAGGACUAAGCAAGAAAGAGGGACACCCCCCCCCUUUAGCAACUCCUUGAAGUUUCGUUUUAUGGUAGCAGAUAAAUUGAGAAGUUUACGACUGUCAUUUGCUUUUAUAGAGAAUAGAAUGACACUCACAACUCUAACUACCUGUCAGAUACUCCCAGCUCUCUUUUAUUACCUUUGGACUCCCCCCCCCACUCUUUAUUUGUUUGGGGGCUGGAGGGGGAGACCGAGAUGCAGCGGAAUGUUGGGACCCUCGGGUCCACUCCUGGCCCUCCCAGAUACACUUGCUCCUACCCCCACCCUCCUGGGUCCUUCCUGGAGUCUCAGGUCCCAGCCUCGGCCUCCUGGCCCUCUCUCUCUCUCUCUCUCUCUCUCUGCCCCCUUGUGCCACGGUCCCGCCUCCCUGCUGCCCGGUAUUUAUUUUAGAAGGGAGCCCCUUUCAAAAUAUGGAAGAGGACUUGGGGCUUUGUCUUAAUGCUAGGACCUAGUGGACUAGAUUUACUUGUUUAAAAGGGGAAGAAAAAAAAAUCAGGAAAGGGAAACAGUUUUAAAGAAAUAAGGGAAGAAUACCAAGGAGUAUGCCCCCUCCCCCUCCCCCUCCUGCUCCUGGGGCUCCCUGCUUAGGAAAAAAAAAAAAAAACCCUUGACUUUCUCUGGGCACCUAAGAGAAACCUGAAGGAGAUGUGGCGCUCCCACCUCCCCUGUUUCCGUGGGGUACAUAGGAGCCUGCAGUCGCCUCUGAAAUCCUACCUAGCCCUUCCCAUGGUCACUCGGGCCCACGCCUCCGUCGCCUGCCUUCGCUGUUUGAUUUCUGUUCUGUUGGGCCCAGCUUUCUCUGAGCUGCAUUACUGUUAGCGCUCAGAAAUCGCCACAAUCAUGAAAAUAAAUAAAUAAUAAUAAUAAUACUGAUAAUAAACCUUUAACAUACUACCUAAAGGGAACCUGCAAUAAUCUUGAAAAAGAAAGAGAAAAUUAAAAAAAAAAACCCUACUAUAGGAGGAAAAAAAAAAGAGAAAAAAGUGAAAAAUGAAAAAAAAAAAAGAAGAAACCUCCAACGUAUUUUAUCACUACCUAUAGAAAGAAAUCCUGCUUUGAGAGUACUCGUAAUGCGGUUUUGUUGUUGUUUGUUGCUGCUUAUUUCACUAAGAAGGACCCAACAACUGAUACUGCCUAGCUCGCCGGUCCUGUGCGCUUUUAUUGUGCUUCUAACCCCAGUAGAGUAGAGCUAAAUUGCACUGAAUGUAUAGUUAACUCUGUCUUGAAUCCUCUGUUUAUGCAACGUGCUCGAAAGAAAAAAAACGUUAAAAAUAUAUCUAUAAUAAUAAUUUUUGGUCAUUUGUCUUUAUGUCCAGCUAUGAAUGUAGGUUUUGUGUCCCGACAACCCUGUUCCUGGUCCAAGUACUUUGUAUUGUAUACGUGAGUCAUAAUAAAAAAAAAAAAGGAGAAAAAUAUUUGAAGC